Messenger RNA from Macrobrachium nipponense, 2246 nucleotides. It is a transcript of the gene LysRS, whose product is annotated as lysine--tRNA ligase-like. The record is from RefSeq and is a predicted model, not a curated record. The transcript is spliced from 5 exons. Gene Ontology annotation, biological process: lysyl-tRNA aminoacylation. The coding region runs from base 112 to 1965 and encodes 617 amino acids. Lineage: Eukaryota; Metazoa; Arthropoda; Malacostraca; Decapoda; Palaemonidae. Gene Ontology annotation, cellular component: cytoplasm; cytosol; aminoacyl-tRNA synthetase multienzyme complex. Gene Ontology annotation, molecular function: lysine-tRNA ligase activity; tRNA binding; ATP binding.
AAGCUUAGGAGAUUACGAUCACCUGGCAAUACUGUUCGAACAGCACUUUAUUGUUGGCGAUUCCGCUGGACAGAACAACAAGACGUGGAAGCGUGUCCGUAAGAAUGGCUGAUGUUUCUGAGGAAAAACUGUCUAAAAGAAAGUAACAUGGGUCUUUUCUCAAGAAAUAUAUGGAGGGCAGUUACAAACAGUACAAACAUCUUGGGAAAUUAUGGCUGGAAGCUGUCACUUAAGAGUAAUGAUUUCCCAAGUUGCAGAUUCCUUUCUAAUUCCCACAGUGAGCUGAAGAGGCGGCUAAAAGCAGAAAAGAAGGCACAAGAAAAGGCUUUGAAGGAAGCGAAUAAACCAGAGCAGUCCACAAAACCCAAAAAGGUUAAUGAAGAGGAAAUAAGUGCCAAUGAAUACCUGAAAUUAAGAACACAAUAUGUUCAGCAACAAAAAGAUGAAGGAAAAGUUGUAUACCCCCACAAAUUCCAUGUGUCAACAUCACUUUCCGACUUCAUUAAAACAUAUGAUAGUUUACAACAAGAAGUUGAAGGGAAAGAAGAGGUCACAGUUGCAGGGAGAGUUCAUGCUAUAAGAGAGAGCAGCCAGAAGUUACGAUUCUACGACUUGAGGGCUGAAGAUGUCAAAUUGCAGGUAAUGGCAAAUUUAAGGUUUUAUGAAAGUGAAGAAUCUUUUAUGGAGGAUUGCAACAAAAUCAGGAGAGGAGACAUUAUAGGCGUAAAAGGUUUAGCCUUGCGUACAAAAACAGGUGAACUUUCCAUCCGACCAUCUAAAAUAGAGGUAUUAACCCCUUGCCUGCAUAUGCUGCCUCACCUUCACUUUGGUGUAAAAGACCAGGAAACCAGAUAUAGACAAAGGUAUUUAGAUCUAAUUAUAAAUUCUGAUGUUCGCCAGAAGUUCAUCGUCCGUGCAAAUAUUAUUUCUUAUAUCCGUAAAUUCUUUGAUGACCUUGGUUUCUUAGAAGUGGAAACACCUAUGAUGAAUGUUAUUGCAGGAGGAGCUACUGCAAAACCUUUUAUAACCCAUCACAAUGAAUUGGACAUGAAUCUUUUCCUUAGAAUAGCUCCAGAAUUAUAUUUAAAAAUGUUGGUUGUUGGUGGCAUUGACAGAGUUUAUGAAAUUGGAAAGCAGUUCAGAAAUGAAGGUAUUGAUCUUACCCACAAUCCUGAAUUUACAACCUGUGAAUUUUAUAUGGCAUAUGCUGACUACAAUGAUUUGAUAGAAUUAACAGAAAAGUUGGUAUCGGGCAUGGUUUACAGCAUUUUUGGUUCAUACAAAGUCCUGUAUCAGCCUCAAGGAGAAUUUGGUGAUGAAUGGGUAAUAAAUUUUACACCACCUUAUCGUAGACUCCAUAUGUUCCCAGACUUGGAAAAGGCCUUGAAUGUAAAAUUGCCUCCUCCUGACCAGUUAAACACAGAAGAAUCACGCAAAAUUUUGAGUGACUUGUGUGAGAAGCAUGAAGUUGAGUGUCCACCACCACGAACAGCAGCAAGACUAUUAGAUAAGCUUGUGGGGAAAUUCUUAGAAGAGCAGUGUAUCUACCCAACAUUUAUUAUGGAUCAUCCACAGGUUAUGAGUCCUCUGGCCAAGUACCACCGAUCCAUCAAAGGUUUAACUGAGCGAUUCGAACUCUUUGUUGCCAAAAAGGAAAUAUGUAAUGCAUACACAGAGUUGAAUGAUCCUCUAGAUCAAAGGGCAAGAUUUGCACAGCAAGCCCAAGACAAAGCGGCAGGGGAUGAUGAAGCUCAGAUGAUAGACGAGAAUUUCUGUACAGCUUUAGAAUAUGGCCUUCCCCCAACUGGAGGAUGGGGCAUGGGUAUUGACAGAUUAACAAUGUUUUUGACUAAUUCUCACAAUAUCAAGGAGGUUCUAUUUUUCCCAGCAAUGAAACCUGAGGAGCACAAUAAGAAACCUGGUGAUGAUAAGAAUGGCGAUAAAGAAAAUAAACCUGUGAGUUAACAUAAAUGCAACUCUAGUUUGUUGCUAUUAAGUAAAUGACUUGCUGCCUAUUUUUUUUAGGGUUAUUUUUUACUUAUGGCUUUACACUUUUCAUAGCUUUAAAUGUGUACCUCUGUAAUUGUAAUUUGAUGGGGAUAGAAAUGAAAGGUAUAAUUUUUUUUUUCAAUUUAUUUUAUUGUAAUUGAUGCAAUAGUAAUUUCUUUAAAUAAAAAAACGGUCCUGAAGUCGCAUGGAAUUUUGUGGUUUUAUAAAGUGAUUAAUAUAUUCAUUGUAGUGGAUAA